UCCCAAAUAGACCCGACAAAAACUCAAUUGAAGACGCCUUGAGGGUGAAAAAUCAAAUCUCGAACGAACCUGGAGGAGAUACUCGAGGAGGGGGGCCUCCACCUUUUCCACAUUCAGGCAAAGUACUUUCAAGUGAGCCCGCAACAACAGCAGCAACUGCCUCUGCAACACACGUGAAUAGUCCGAUAGUAGGAUAGCGGAGGAAUAGGCUCUUAAGAGGACCUCAACAUGCCCACAAGGGCCCAUGUGAUUGAUGAAUGAACCAACCAACCUGCAGCCUGCGGCCCACAUCUCUCAUCUUGAUGCGCAUAGCGCAAUUUGCUCUCGGGAUCAAAGCUUCCACUCAUAUCCGAGUUUUCCCUUCCUUGGAAAGAGAUAUCGUGGCGUUCAGCACUCUUAAUUAGUGACCUCCUCCUCGUCCUGUGGCCUUUCACUCACCCUUGGUGCAAGAGCUCUUUUUCGUUGGUGCACGUUCACAAAAACAAAAAUACCAGGAUCUUGGGCAAGAUUGAUGAACCUGGGAGACAAACUGGCGUACUAGUGCUUGACUCGCUAACAGUAACAACAACAAGAAGGGGCGUGAUGCAUUGUGAAUUAGGGCGUGACGUUUGAUUUACCUCGCCUAAGACAAAUUAGAGCAGGAAUCAUCUCCUCGCCUAUUUGCAUUCGACUGCACGGAUAGCCAGCUUCUGCUCUUUACCGCACGAGUCAAGGCCAAAGUGCAUGAAUAAUAAUUAGACGUGGAAAAAUAUGUUCCCCACAAACAGACCCGUGAAAAUGGAGGGCGUCUCGUUCAAAGUGGUCUUGGUGUUGACCUUGGUGUGGAGUGGCGUAAAGGCCGAGAGUUGUGAUGACAUGGGGCGGAAACAAAUGCAAGAAGAAUUCAACACGUGUGUCAAUAAAUUCAUGCAGAAACACCACGAGGCGGUGGCCAAAUCAAAUACCAAGUCCGAAAUACAGAGUGUGACUUGCCAAAUGUUGAAGGAUACGGUUGAAUGCGGCAAUUUGUGGUCCCGUUGUCACAACUCCCAAGAAAUCCGGAGCCAGAAGGACAUGCACAUCGCGGCCAGGAUCCAACAAUAUCAAGACCGGCCGUACGAUGUUGAUGUCAAUCAAUGUCCCGUGAUCCAAGAAUAUCUUCGAAGUGGGCGUGCCAAUCAGAAACGCUCUGAGGAGGAAAGGUGCACGUCAGAGCAGGUAUUCACGGUCCAGGGACAAUUUCAAUCGUGCAGCCACAAUGUUUCUGGCGAUGUUUGGAACCAGAUCAAGGACAAAGAGGAUGCCAAGCGAAUGGCCAUGAGGAAGGAUAAUCCCGAUAUUGAUUACGAAGAAAAUAUUCUCAACACUGAGACAGACAUUCAGCCAUUGAUCUGCCUUGCUCUCCAUGAGAUCAAAGAGGAGUGUUCGUAUUUUUUCGAGGAAUGCUUUAACAAAGCAGAUAGUGAUCAAAUGUUGGAGCAAAACCGAAAGCAACUCAUCGACUACUUUGGCAGUAUGUUCAAUGGAUUCAAUGAGGCAUCCUGCCCAAAAGUGGAUCCCAGACCCUGGUCUUCAAGUACAUCAUCCACCACAUCCACAUCGUCGACUUCCUCUUCUUCCUCCUCCUCCUCCUCCUCGUCGUCCUCUUCUUCUUCAACCACUUACCCGUCAUCAUCUCCUACCCCUAAACCUACCUCCACUUCGGAGUGGUCCUAUUCCCAAGAACCCACUUUCCCGUCCUCCGCCCCGUCCUCAGCCCCAUCCUCGCCAACAUCCUCAUCUACGGCUCAAGCUCCAACUAUUUCGUUUGAGGAUGAUUAUUACGACUACAAAGACGAUAACAACUACGGAUAUGAGGAAGAUGACGAUGAAUACAGAGUCCGACUGGACUACGAGGGGGAAACAAACGAUAUUGCCGGACCCGUUGGGUUCUCUCAGACUUCAACGACAGAGGCCCCACGAUCCUCUCGAGAUGGAUCCAGAUCCGAUUCUUCUUCUAAUUAUCAAGCCGGGGAGCGGAUCUCCGCCGCCAAUGCAGCCUCUGCUCCAAUUCUCAUGAAUAGGAUCUUGGUAUCAAUUGUGUUUUUCUCAACGAUUUGGCACUCCAUGAUGUCAUUGCUACAGUAAAUGGACCAAUUUCAUCUUUGUACGUUCAAAAGAGAAUCAAGGAGAACCAAUUUAUCAGUGAGGUUGAAAGCUCAGUGACGAGAGCGAUUGAGAACUUUCAAAGUGUCUUGUGCUUUCAAAUCCUUUACUUUUCUAGAGAUUUAGUUCUCGACCCUGUCGCCUUAAGCAAUUGUCAUUUUUGCAAGUCUACAUACUAGAUGGAUUUCAAAUUGGUGAUAAAUCUCAAUCAUUAUGGUCUCUUAAGCUUAAGAGCCAUCGGUUUCGUUCGCCAUGGAAAGUUGAAGGUCUUCGGUUUCUUUACAUUCAAGCAGUCAAUCGAAGAGAUAUCUCCAUUUCUAAUGACGAUUGCAGAUCAUGUGUUCAUUUUAGUCAGUUUCCUAAAUUGUCGUCAAGCCCGCACCUCCUAGAAGUGGUCAAUAUCGUUAAUAAUAGAUGAAUAGAUUCUCCAAGAAGAUGUAUAUGAAUAACUGAUUUUGUGUAUGGAUCAUGCUUCUUCUUGAAUGAUUAAUGUACAAGUGAACACCAUAACGUCUGUCAUAAGAUGCGGAAAAGUUUGAGACUGAGUGAAAUUGACUUAUUUUUAAUAAAUAUGAAAAUUUUA
This is a messenger RNA of Tigriopus californicus, 2707 nucleotides long. Its product is annotated as integrator complex subunit 6 homolog. The record is from RefSeq and is a predicted model, not a curated record. NCBI's taxonomy places the organism in Eukaryota, Metazoa, Arthropoda, Copepoda, Harpacticoida, Harpacticidae.